Molecule: messenger RNA, 4103 nt
Organism: Puntigrus tetrazona (Sumatra barb)
Lineage: Eukaryota; Metazoa; Chordata; Actinopteri; Cypriniformes; Cyprinidae
Exons: 3
Coding region: 454-2811 (785 amino acids)
Source: RefSeq, a predicted model, not a curated record
AUUGACUUAAACGGCCAUGAAUUUAAUAACAAUUACAAAGAAAGGCGUGCGUUCUUCUUCUUUUCACGCAUGCUCGUUAACGCAGACGAGUGUGUAAUAAAGCGCUCAACAUGUCAGAGCUGCGGGCCUCUAUACGGUCGUUAUAAACAGUGCUGAACGAUGUAUGUUGAAAGAGGAAGCGCGUGCUUUCUUCACGGGGCCGGACCUUUCUGCGCGCAUCAAGCCCGCGGCACGAGCGAGCUUCUUUCUAAAGCGGCGCGGCCUGGACGCGCGGAAAAACGCGUGCAAUUUAGACAACGCAAUUAGAGGUUAGCACGACGCGGCGCGCAGGUAAUCCGUUCUCGUGGGCUUGAGCUGCUUUUGUCCCCGGAUUGAACUGUCAUGGCUGCCGCGCGCUGUUGACCGAUUCUGGUUGGACGGGAGGCGGAAAAGCGCCGGCUCUGCGCAUCCAAAAUGAACGGGGUCAGUGCCGACGCUCAGGUCGGGAAGGAAGAGAGGGACGUUUGGCAUAAACGCCUACGUCUCAGGAAGACCUCCUUUUCGCUCCCCGCCGAACGCAGCGCCGUGAAAGAGGAGAGGGACGUCACGGCACGCGGGUGGAAAGCCACGGGGAAGUCCGAGAAGGCUCUGAACACGUUCACCUGCUCCUCGUGCGACGACGGCAUCUCCUUCGGACCCGGCGAAUUAAUGAUGCAUUUUAAGAUCGCCCACGGGGGCAAAGGGAGCCCGCCGGCGUUUCCCUGCGACGUCUGCGCUUUCUCGUCGCCCGCGUUCGCCGCGCUCCAGCAGCACCGCAUGCAGCACGACGGUUGCUUGUUCGCUUGCGGGGUUUGCGGGGACGGCGUCCGGCGCACGCUUCCGCAGCUGACCGAACACUGCCAAACCCGCCACGCCCUCGCCGGCCGCUACGAAUGUCCCAAGUGCGAGCUCUCCUUCCGGGAGGUUACGCAGUUCGCGUGCCACCCGUGCGGCGCCGCUAAUGGAGGUGCGCCCAAAAACGAGCUCUUCAAGCGCAUGGCCGCUGCGUGCCGGCGGAGGUGGAGCCGGAGAAAUUGGAGGAAGCGAGACGGGAAGCUUUCUCAAGAGUUCGAGCGCUUGCUUCCAAAACCAGAACCCCGGUGGACGUCCCGGUUGCUCCCGUUCUCCACAAACGGUGUGAUGGAUGACUACGGCGUCUUGCUGGACCCCGAGAAGACCUUGGAGGAAACGCAGCAGUAUCUUGAAAGGACCGCUUGUGCUGGUAAAAACUGGUCCUCGUCUUUCAACGGCGAGCGAGGUUUAGUUUCACCCCUGCCGUCGCCAGCCAACGCAAAAUGGUGCGCCGGGAACGAUAAGCUAAGCGGACUUAUGGAGAAGAACAAUAUAUCGGUUCCCCCGGAUUGCACCACCAAGGUGGUCCGGUUCAAGAUGGUGGACGGCAAAAAGCAUUUGGUCCUCAAAGUCAUUCCGUCAAACAAGCAAGACGCUCCGAAGGAUCGGCAAGAGCGAUCCGACGAUAUCCGUACUCGGGUGGCGCCUAGAAGUUCUCCGUCCGUCGGAAAGGCGCGGGAAGGAUGCGCAGCUCAGCAGGACUUUCUGUCCUCGGUGGUCGAGAGGAUAAGAAGCCAGCAAAGCGGCGGCGAUCGGGAGCCUGCCGGCGUUCGCCUCGAGGCGCGCGACCGCAACAGCCUCGGUGACUGCCAGGACAAAGCCUUCAGCGAAUCCGAGGAAAACUUCACGGCGUGCCAGGGAGAUUCAGGUUGUCAUAGCGAUCUGACUUCGGACGCGGGUUCUUCGGAAGAGAGGUGCAGCUCGCGGCUCGUCUCGGCGCCGUUCGAUGAGCUAGAUCCUCCGGAAGGGUUCGGCGGCGUGAGUCCGUCCUCUGGAUCUCCCCGGAAAGAUCCGAGCGAGUGUCAAAGUGAAGACGGGGGCCUGUUGUUCCGUGGCGAUGCUGACGAGUGCACAAACAACAUGGACCCCAGAGAGCGCCCGGUCCCGGUGGGUCAGACGGAGAGCUGCAGCGCUCCGGUGGAUGAGCUGCCUUUAACAACAGUCAUCCAUUUGCUGGAUGAAGCGAGAGCGGAUCGGACCUUACCUCCGCACGCCGGCUCCGAUGGAGCUCUGAGAGACUUCACGCGCGCCGCAGAUGCAAACCAGCGAUCUUCCACGUCCGUCACAGCAACGGCCUCCGGAUCCAGCGUCACGAGCGUCCCGAGCGUCCCUCUCGCGUCUCUGGACCGAAAGCGCGCGGGAGACCGGACCUCGGCGGGCUCGAAAUCCCCGAAGCCACCGCCUCCAGCCUCCGUCCUCUUCUGGGAGCCGGCUCCUCGAGACGCUCCGGCGACGCUCCGGCUGAUUCCCCACAGCUCCUCGCAAUCCGUCAAGAUCCCGCGCGGCAGCCAGCCCGUGAUCGUCCUCAACCAUCCCGACUCGGAUAUCCCCGAGGUCGCCAACAUCAUGCGCGUGGUCCACAGGCACCGGGGCGCCGUGCGGCGGGUCCUGCUUUCUCGCAAAACCCUCAAAGCCCUCUCGGAGUCCGCCUGCGACGCCUUCCGCCGCGGCCUGGUCGCCGGCUGCCACGCGUCCCACCGCAGGAGAGCGUGGCCGAACGGGACGGUGAAAGAGAGGUUCAGCUUGAAACUGAGGCUCAAAAGAGUGUGCGGAAGGAAGUACACCGUCGUACCGACCGCUUCGGAAAGCGUCGUCCUGCAGCCCGCGUUUAAAUGCUGGUUUUGCGGGCGGCUUUUCGCGAACCAAGAAGCCUGGGUGGGUCACGGACAGAGACACCUGAUGGAGGCGACCCGAGGCUGGAACCAGCUCUUCGGCAGAUAGACAUGCAUACUAAUAAGUGCUGUGCAGGGUUACUAUGCAAAACACGCCUUUCUAGCCUAGAUUUAGCUUUGCCUCGUUUGUAGCCAAAAUAUUGAUCGGUAAGGAUUUUCUACGCAAGUGAAAAUUGCCUCGUUUCAGGUCAAAAUGUUUAAGUGGCCUUUCGCUGGGGACAAGCGAAGCAAUCCUGCCAGCGGGGGAAGCGAAAUAAUCGUAUUUCGAACAGGAAGCGAAAAACGAGACGAUAAUUUUUCUUGUCCGCAAAAAAUCCGGCCCGAUUUAAGAAUCCAGGGACCAUUUCGGCUGGAAACGAGACCUAGCUAGAAAAGCUUUUUUUUUUGGUUACUAUGCAAAUCUCAGGGCGAGGAAUAGUUUCGUUCUUUGUAGUAAUAAACCCUUUCUCGGGCGCUUGAGUAUUUAUGACACGAGCAAGCAUUAUUUAUUUCGUUCCAAAAUGUGAAAAAGUGCAGUAGCGGAUGAAAAAUGGCGGCAAAUUUGGAUUUGGCGCCAUACUGCGAUAGCUCAGGUUUUGUGAGAUUAUCGCAGAGACCUCAGGUAAUAUUGCCAUAUUCCGGUCCGUUAGCUUAAUACUAAUCUAUAAGAAGCGUGUUGACCUUCACGCUGAACGUCGUGCGAUUGAGCGCCAAGACUUCGGUUCGUCUUAGCGCCGUAUGUAGCUUUGCAUUAUUUUGUAAACAUCGCUACUCACUUUGUUGCUUUAAUAAUCACCUGUCACGUGACGGAAAUGUUUACGGAUCUCGAUUCUCUUCGUAGGAGGCCGGUAUGUUUAGCAUUAGGUUCAAACUACACCCGUAUGCGUGAGCGUAUACUGACGCAGGAUUGGCGAAGCAUCUCUAAAGUCGUGUUUCGUAUUUAUGUAUUUAUUUUUCAGCUGAUGAAAUAAGUUAUGCGGGUUUGAUUAAGGGUUUAAUCAAGAGUUUAAUUACCGUACGUUUAUUCGAUCGUUAAUGUGACGUUUCAGGUGUAGCUGGAAUUUUUCCCCCCCAAAAAUAUUUUUAUUCUCAUUUAUGAAGCCAAAGUUGUUUUUUUUAGGAUCACUGUAGUUUAUUUUGAUUGCACUGCGAUCCAGGCGCUCUGUAAAUGGUUGAAGAAAGCCUGCGGUCCGCUUUGACUUGAAAUACCAAAGUGAACGUGUCUCUUGUGUUUGUGUAGAAGUUGAAACACUGGUAGUGUUGCACUAACGGCUGUGAAUGACACCUUGUAGAAGUGCCUCCACGAAAAUGAAAAACCCUCUAGAGCCAUCGACAAAUAAAGAAAUAUAAUUAUUUAGAAAA